Molecule: messenger RNA, 9161 nt
Organism: Lepisosteus oculatus (spotted gar)
Lineage: Eukaryota; Metazoa; Chordata; Actinopteri; Semionotiformes; Lepisosteidae
Gene: acvr2ba
Product: activin A receptor type 2Ba
Biological process (GO): activin receptor signaling pathway; cellular response to growth factor stimulus; protein phosphorylation
Cellular component (GO): plasma membrane; activin receptor complex
Molecular function (GO): activin receptor activity; activin binding; ATP binding
Source: RefSeq, a predicted model, not a curated record
UUCUCCUCUCAGAAGCCAUUUUGGACUCAGUUCAGUUUCUUGCAUGUCAAUUUAGCCCAGUCUCUCUGGCUAUUCAGUGUUUUUAAGCAAAAAAGGGGGUAGCGCGAAAGGUAGACGGGGAAAAACACUACAAUACAGCAGGCAGAGUUGUUUUGUAUUAUUGACAUUAAUAUCUGGAAAUUAUUUUCUCCCGAUGGAUUUGCCUAUAUUUUAAAGUUUUUUAUUAUCCGUACCCGAACAUUUUUCCCACUGGGCUCCACACACAAAAGCAACGCAAACUCUCUUGGUGCUUUGGACAUCUGGGGCCCUGGGUCAUUUGGCUCGUUGUGUUGUGCUGAUAAGCUCUUUAAAUGUUCGGAAAGGAAAAGCGCUUUAAACGGAGAAAAUCUGGUGCGCUUUUCUCAAAUUAAAGGAAUAUGUUUGCGUCCUGGCUGACUUUUGCGCUUCUUUGGGGAACUUUUUGUGCAGGGCCGGGCCGUGGGGAGGCUGAGAUCCGAGAGUGCAUCUUCUACAAUGCCAACUGGGAGUUUGAUAAGACGAAUCAGAGCGGCGUGGAGCGCUGCGAGGGGGAGAAGGACAAGCGGCUCCACUGCUAUGCUUCCUGGCGCAAUAACUCGGGCACCAUCGAGCUGGUGAAGAAGGGCUGCUGGCUGGACGACUUCAACUGCUAUGACAGACAAGAGUGUGUAGCCACAGAGGAAAACCCCCAAGUCUUUUUCUGCUGCUGCGAGGGAAACUACUGCAAUGAAAAAUUUACCCAUUUACCUGGUGUGACUACACCAAGUGUCAACAUUGAGCCCCCUCCUCCGACACCUUCAUUAAUCAACAUCCUGGUGUACUCGCUGCUUCCCAUUACUGUCCUGUCCAUGGCCAUGCUGCUUGCCUUCUGGAUGUACCGUCACCGCAAACCUCCAUAUGGCCACGUCGACAUCAAUGAGGAUCCUGGUCCCCCUCCGCCUUCACCUCUUGUAGGCCUCAAACCACUACAGUUACUGGAAAUUAAAGCUAGGGGGCGCUUUGGCUGUGUCUGGAAGGCACAGUUAAUGAAUGAAUAUGUAGCGGUGAAGAUAUUCCCAAUUCAAGAUAAGCAGUCCUGGCAGAAUGAGCGUGACAUCUUCAUAACUCCUGGAAUGAAGCAUGAGAAUCUGCUGCGCUACAUUGCAGCAGAGAAACGAGGUACCAACCUGGAGAUGGAGCUGUGGCUGAUCACAGAGUUUCACGAAAAGGGCUCCCUGACUGAUUACCUGAAAGGAAACAUCGUGAGCUGGAAUGAGCUGUGUCACAUUGCGGAGACGAUGGCCCGUGGCCUGGCCUAUCUGCACGAGGAUGUGCCUCGGUACAAGGGCGAAGGGCCCAAGCCUGCCAUUGCCCACAGGGACUUUAAAAGUAAGAAUGUAUUGCUUAAGCACGACCUGACAGCUAUUAUAGGAGACUUUGGACUUGCGGUUCGAUUUGAGCCUGGGAAGCCACCAGGAGAUACACAUGGCCAGGUGGGGACGAGGAGAUACAUGGCACCUGAGGUGUUGGAGGGGGCCAUUAACUUCCAGCGAGAUGCCUUUCUGAGGAUAGAUAUGUAUGCCAUGGGCCUGGUGCUGUGGGAACUGGUAACGCGAUGCAAAGCUGCUGAUGGCCCUGUAGAUGAGUACAUGUUGCCGUUUGAAGAGGAGAUUGGGCAACACCCGUCCCUGGAAGAUUUGCAGGAAGUGGUUGUCCACAAAAAGAUGAGGCCCACUUUCAAGGACUGCUGGCUCAAACAUUCUGGUUUGGCACAGCUGUGCGAGACAAUAGAGGAAUGCUGGGACCACGAUGCAGAGGCCCGUCUGUCGGCAGGGUGCGUUGAGGAGCGCAUCUCGCAAAUUCGCAGACUGACAAACGGCACUACCUCGGACUGCCUGGUCUCCAUGGUGACCUCUGUCACCAAUGUGGACUUGCCACCCAAAGAGUCCAGUAUCUGAGUCCAUCAAACCCUUGUCUUUCCAGACUCAGUGGAUUUCAGAAAACAGUGGAAAAAAAACAUGAAUGCAGCUGCUAUUUUAUCCUGACUUUUUUAUUAAUUAUUAUUUUUGAUUGGAUCAAUAUUACCAGCACACUUCUCUACUGUAUUUUUUUGAGAGGAAAAAAGCUAAAACGGACAUCUCAAGCGCAUUCAGGUGCCGACUUAUGAAUGCUGAAAAAGGUGCAGGUACCUCAACUGUUUCAUUUCAUUUUUUUACUCAAGUUUUUCUUUUUUCCUGUCCUUUAGACAGGACUGUCUGUGACAAAUAAACCAUCUAACCAUUUUGGACAAUAUAACAAUGCUGCAAAACCCUGGAGGAAACUUAAGACUGUUACAUACAAUUUACCUUCCUCGAGGGAUUAUUUUUUCUUUUACACUUAUUUUUCUUUUUGCUGAAAGUGAGUGCUUAACAAAAUAACGGUAAACGUGUCUUUUACGGAACUAACGGGUGUCACUAGAACACGUAAAAAAAGUGGAAGGCAACAGGACUAAUUGUUUUUCUUUGUUUCUUAAGAGACUGGUGUCUAUGAGGGGUUCGUUAAGCAUAUUUAAGAGGGGGUAAAAGGAAAAAAAGGAUAAGAGAAUAUGGCAAAAUUGAGAUUUGAGCUUUGCAGCAUCUGGACAAAACAUUUUGUUAGGUACGGAACUACUUCUCAGGUAACCGGUCUCAUCGGGCAGAGCUUUUGAGGCGGGGUGUCGUCAACAGCAACCAAUUACGUAAGGAGAGAGCCAGAACAUCCACUCAUGGACAGGGAUGAUGAUGAUGGUUGGGUGGGGGGAGGGGUUCACUAGGCAUCAUUUAAAAAAUGGCCAAUGCAGCCAGGGUUAAUAGACUAAAGUGGUAGUUGCCCAAACAAAUCCUUAGUAGAUGGAAGACCAUGGUGAAGGAAUAAGUAUGUGUGUGUGUAUGUACUAUGUAUUGAUGUGCGAGUGUAUGUAUGUGUUUGAUUAGGUCCAUGAUAUACAGUGUAAGAAAGAUAUUGUGGGCUUAAGCAACUAUUUUGUUGAUGUGUCCAAGUUUCUUUAUUUAAACAGUGUAUAUUUGGGACAGCAAGAGUUAAGGACCUGUUUUGAGGAGUUUCAAGACCAGACUCAGUCCUCGGAUCAGCCUGUAUUUUCAUUUACAGAGGUAUUAGGAGAGAGGAUUCAGUUCAUCUGACUUGUUAGGUCCCUUAAUUUUAACUCCUACUCACAGGGACCAAAAUGAUUUCUGAACAUAUAGGCCGUACUUUGAAGUUAGGUCCACAAGGGGAAAUGGGUUGGAUGACAAACUACAGAUUCAACGGCACAUUCAGGUUACAGAGGCUGUGAGUGGUAACUUUCUCCUUACACAAACCACAGUGAUAACUUAUGUCUUAAAGUGGUGCAUAUUCUUUAUAUAGAAAACAUUUCAGUAUGCCAUAACUUACACAGUCGGUGAAUGUCCCUAAUGCUGCUGUUUCAACUCAAAGAUGAAUUUAUAUAUAUAUUAUUUUAUUAUUUUUUGCAAAAUGUGCAACAUUCUGAAGAUAACAGCAUACACAUGCAAACACACGUAAACAGAAACCACGUGGCUUCCGAGGUAAAAACAAAAUUAAAAAAAAACAAAACUAUAAAGUUCAUGACCACAGACCACCUCAAACCAGAAAUACCUCAGAUUUUUCUACGUGUAUCAGUUUUAUUAUAUAUUUUGUUAGUUGUGUUGUCUUGUAGUAAGUAUAUUUUAAUGUAAGUUGGCUUUUAUGACAAGGGAGUUUUGAAAAAAAAAGUUCCAAAAUCUUUUAGGAAGUGCUACCAUUUUAUGUUGUAUAAACAAAAAAGAAAACCUGUAAAUAACUGUAUACAGUUGUAGAAUACUGCCUAUACAAGGUACCUGGGCAUUAUUCAUUCUGUGCUGGCUGUUUCUACAUUUUUGUCUGACAUGUAAAGGGACAACAAACCUUUUUUUACCCAUUUACAUACCUUUUUAGAUUUCCAGGUGAAUUUCAAUAAUCUGGAAAGUGUUUCUGGUACAUACUAUCUAUUAAGCACAUUUUCUGGAUUGAUUUUGUGCAGAACAGAAAUGGAAGAAGAAAUGUAAUCAUUCAAUGCACUUAAAGGAAUUAAGUUUUGCAUGGGAUUUGACGCAGGUAUGGGGUUAUAUCUGUUCAAUUUGCAAUUGUUUACUUGGUGGACAAAUUUCUUCACAUAUUUCAGUCUGGAGCCAUAUAAUUGUAUAAUUAUACCGUUAAACAAAAAAGCUUAUAAAAAGUAUACAAGGCUGAAUUAAUAGAGAUCAAAAAGGUUUAGUGUCCCUGUUUUUGUGCUGUUUCAGCUGUUUUCUACACAUACUGACUAAGGCUAUACAGCAGUUGCUUUUUCAAAAAAAAAUCUCCCUCCUAUGAGCUUUGUUUUUUCAUGGUGCCAUAUUUAUCUAGAGGUUUUACUUUUCUGCUCAGAUAUCUAAUUGGAACCAUAUGAAUUGAAAAUUAUUUCUGAUACCUUUCAUGAAAAGGGUACACACAUUGUGACUUUGGGCUUUUUCAUUUUUGUUGUCAAAAAUCAUCUCAUUAACAAGUAACUGUUAAGUAUUUCAUAAGUCAGGGUUGUUGUGGGUAAGCAAUAUCUGUACAGCUCUUUUCAGUUGAGGUUUGAAGUUUAUAGUAUUUCUUAAUAGGUAGAUAAUUUUCAAACCAAUGUUUUGAAAAGGUAGAAGAACGCCCCUUUCGAAGUGGAUUGCCAGAAAAUUUACUGAAGCAGCUCACUCUUGUAAUGCUGUCUGCCUCUUUUACUGUGGCAAACGUAUUGUCAGGUCUAUGAAUCAUGGGAAGGGUGCUAUCUACAGCAUUUCUUCAGUUUACUUUAAAAACAGUGAGUUGGGUUCGUGAAGCAACAUUUCAUAUAAAGACAACCAAGUCAGAAACCUAUAACUGAGUUUAAUCAUACAUCUGUGAAAUUAGAACUUUUUAACUGCUGUCAUUGAAUGACAUUUUCUCUUUCUUUCAGACAUCAUUAAUAACUUCAUUUAUCCAUUAAUUCUAAAUUUAAGUUCAUGCUUAAUCUCGGAAGGCUAAAAUGAAGUUUUUAAAAAUCAUUUACUUUUUACAGGGAUAUAAUCAAGAGGGUUCUGCUUUGUGAUUUGAAUUUCCGAUGCGAAAUGCAAAAGGACUUGGCAAGCUAUGUAGCAAGCAAUAUCAACAGCAAUAGCCUUAAGGCAUAUAUUUUUUUCUGUUUUCAGGUUUAAAAAAUGAACUCUUGGGGACUGUAAAUGGCCCUAAAGCAAUCAACCAAAUUGUUAAUAAAGACCACAAUACGCUGUGCUGUUUUAGACUUAAGGUUUGGAAGUCCUACAAAAAGUCCAUAGGUCUUUGAAAUACACUAGAUCCAGUUAAUGGAAAAUUAUUUGUUGUAAAUGAUUGUCAGAACAGUGGGGUUUUGCUGACGUUUUUUUUAAAACAUUUUUAAUUUUACUUAAGUAUUAAGGUGAAGUUUAUCAAGUAUAAAAUGUGUAACUGUCAUAUUGUGAAAUACCUUGAAAAAUUUAACCUAGUUAAGUAUUUCAGUAAUGCUUCUAAUUUUAAGCAAGCAUUUGACUACUUAGAAAAUAACCAAAGUUUUAUUUUUUUAGUAGAGUAGGAUAUUCUUCAUUGUGUCUGUUUUUAAUGUAAGGGAUGGCUAGAUCAACAUUCUGGCUUUUCUAAUUAUUUUUUCAGGCACAUGAGAAUUUUGACUUUAGACAAUCUCUGAAAAAAACCAAAUUGAAGUUUUAUUGGGCAGUUAAGAAUGUAAGCUUCUGACUGCUCUGAUCAUGUCUAGAAAUAUUUGGUACAGGAAAUAGUAAGAUGAUCAGGUUUAGCCUUGUGUUGCUAUGUGUAAAUCCAGCAUCAUGCUGUUUUUUUGGACCUUAUGAAAAGAGCAGUCUCAAAAUAUUUAAAAGCCUGUGAUAAAAUGAUGUACCACACACUACAUUGCUUUUUUUUACGGGAAGGACAAAUAUUUGUUCACUCUCCCAUAAAGGCAAGUUUUCUCCAUUUUUUUUUAAAUGGAGGAUUGUAAUUAUAAAAUUUUAAUUUUGUAGAUGUUUGUUUUUAUUCCGUAAACUAUAAAAUAGCCAAUAGAGUAUUUUACAUAUAUCAAGUCAGAAUAAACUCAGUGUUGAUUGUUGGAAUUAGAAUAGGCUUUGAAUUUGAAAUGUGUUGGGGGGGGGGGGGGAUUUUUGGGGUGCUGUUUAGUAUUGAAUUUCACCAUGGAACUUCAAACAGUUCUUUGGCUUUUACAUUGUAGCAUAACCUUCUAGAAUGAUUUUUAUAAAGGUCAUAAGUGAAGUAAGUUUAGACGUGGGAUGGAAUCAUGUUUAACUUCAAAGCCUUGUGAUCAGUAUUAUGUUGAAUAAAAUUCCUGUUUGUGCAAAUCUGCAAAAAUAUGCAAUAGUUGUACAGAGCUCUGUAGAACAUUACAUUUUACAUGAGGUUUAUUUUUUCCAGCUUGUGGAAUUCUUUAAAUUAUUUACUUUUUGAAAAAAAAUGUGUAAAAAUAUAAGGUGCCAUGUUGAGGAGAAGUUUUCAAAUGGUUCUUGAGUGGGCAGAGAAAUUUCUGGAGUGUUUUUAACUCCCUUUUUCUGAGUUACUCAAUAAAAUAAGACCAGGGUAGAUGUUAGAAAAUCUCGUAUAUUUUUCAAAAAUAUCACUUCAGAUUUUUUCCAAAUCGAUUGUAUUAGCUUUAAUGUAGUUAUCCAACAGAUUCUAAAGGCUGACCUUGGUGUAUUCCUGAUUAAAUGAUGACAGAAAAGUCAGUCUGUCCUGGAGAUCAGAAUGCAUAUGGGUGUAAGUGGCAUUAAUAUUUGAAAUGCAGAGAACAGACUUGGCCAUCUUGCAGAAAUGAAGGUGUUUUGAUGUUGUGCCUUUUUUUCCCCCUCAAACAAGUAAAAGCAACUGCUGUGAGCCUUUUUUUUGUUGUAGUACCUGACAAAAAGUUCAUAAAAUAUGGCCAGCUGUAAAUUCUGGAUGCAGUCAGAGAUCCAGGUAUUUCAGGAACCAAUUACCUCAAACCUCAUGUGAAACAGUGUUGCUAGCUGGAUACUCCUUGAUAUCACAUAAUGUAUACUAUAAAACACAAACAGGAAACCUCUUUGUACCAGUGUAACGUGUAACGGCCCCCUUGCCAAUUGUGAAACCUUCCUCUUUUUAGAUUCACACCUUUGAAAUUGAGCUGAGAAAUGGUAUUGUGCUGUAAAUAUUCAAGAGUGCUUCCUUUCUACUUUAAUUUUUUUCAUAUGUGAUGUAGAUGACCUUCUUAAAUACUAGUGUCCCCAACUUUGGUACUUGAGCCAUAACAAUGAGGAUUUCUUAAGUAGUUUUCUGUGUUGUACAUUUAUGUAAAGUUUUCAUUUAGCAUUGGCUUUCCAAUCCAUAAAACCAUAUAAAAAACACCUAAACAAAAUGAAAAAUAAAAGUAGUAGAAAAUAAGAUACAAUAGUAUUCCUUGAAUAACAUUGUUCACACAUGUAAUUUUUGCAAAAAAAACCGCUUGUAACAAUUUGUGCAAUUGGUAGGAGAUUUGAAGUAAAGAAUGGGUCAACUUCUAGGAGUCAGUACAUAGCAAGGUUUCUCAAGUGGAUGGAAAGCACAAUAAAGUUAUCCGCUGUCUUUUUAAUCUCUGAAAAUAUUUGAGAAAGUUUAAAAUCGCAGGCAGCGGAUCCACCUCUUGGGUUGUAGGUCUGAUUCCAUGUGGGUGAAUCUUUUGUGUGGGGUUUGCAUGUUCUCCUUGUAGCUGUGUGGGCUUUGUGUUCCAGCUUUCACAGUCAAAAUACAUGCAGUCUAGGUUAAUUGGCAUCUCUAAAUUGUCCCCCAUUGAAUAUCUAUAGAAUGAAUUUGUUAAAGCACUGUAGAAGACUUUUUUUUCAGGAAAGUUUAAUAAUUUAAUGUCAACAGCAAAAAAUGAUGGCUAACUACACAGUUUCAUUAUUUUCAGUAUUUAAUAUUUAAUGAUGAUAAUUUCUAAAAUUAAGUCUUACAAAUAUUUAUGCCAGUAAGUUUACCUUAAAAUAAAACAGUUCGGAAAUAAUUUUGGAGGAGCUGUGGAAAGUUCUGUCUUGGUACACAUUUCUACAUCAAAAUCAUUACCUCAUGUUCCUAAGUUAUCAGUGUUUACUGUAAGUAUUGAACUUCAGGUAGGGCUGACUAGGUUAUUUACAGUUUUUGGUCAAAAAAGUAUUAACAUCUCCCCUAGUUGAAAAAGUUUGAAUAUGAACGCUAAUGGCUCUUGAAAUGUCAAAGAUUCUUCAUCUUUAAGGAGCAGUUACUGACAUCUUGCUUUCUGCUUUGCUCUAACACAACAUAACACUUGCACAAUACCAUUUCGUUUGCUCUUAACUGAUGUCAACACUACGUUGUCUGAACUGUAGUGUUUGGGAAAACUCAACUUUUUUAGUGGACUGAAUUUAGGAAGGCCUUUUCUAAUACUUGACAGUUUUUCAAACCAAUAGCCGUAGUUUCUAUAAUAUCAAUUGCAAACUUGAAAGUGUGUUUCCAUCAUUUGCAGGGUAUGUAUCCACCCAAGUCUCUGGGAUUCCCAAAUAAACUGCUGGGGAGUUAGUAAAGGGGGAUCUGUGUAGGGGUGAAGAGAAGAGAUUUCUUUGUCAAGGGGUCACUCAAGUGCUGUUUCUAUACCAGGAUAUGUGAAAUGUAAAUGUUGUAGGUUAUAUUUCACUAUUGUAGCUAAAAAUGUAGAUCAGAAAUGGCUUGUACUACUGAUUUUAACAAUUAUACUAAAAAGUAUCCUGUAAAAGACAACAAAUGUAUACAGAGAAUUAAACUUGUUGCUGUAUCCCCUUUUUUGGAUGGAAGUAUGUUAAGUUUUAUAUAUAUAUAUGAAAUGCCCUGGAAAAAAACAUCAGUUGUAUCGCCGUAAUGAAAUGAGGACUUUUUUGAACGAUCAUUGUAACAUAGUUCAUUAAUUUGCAGUGGAUUAUUGUUCAUUUUUACUGUGGUAAUUUUAGAACUGAGUAUCAGGAGUUUGACUUAGAUUUGCCUAGUUUUGGGGUGUUGUUGUUUCAGCUCUCGACACUGGGUGCCAGAAUAAACCAGUAUGAAUGUAGUAUUUGCCCUGUGUGAAGCAACUACACCCCAACAUGUAGAGAAAAAAUACUAGAAAGGAUUAUUUCAAGUUUAUCUUUUUGUAUAUGAAAAUAAAAUACUGAUAAACCAUU